Messenger RNA from Zasmidium cellare ATCC 36951, 822 nucleotides. RefSeq lists its product as uncharacterized. The record is from RefSeq and is a predicted model, not a curated record. The transcript has a single exon. NCBI's taxonomy places the organism in Eukaryota, Fungi, Ascomycota, Dothideomycetes, Mycosphaerellales, Mycosphaerellaceae. Bases 1 to 822 code for a protein of 273 amino acids.
AUGCCUGAACUCGAGGUACCGGGAGCAACACUCCACUAUCAAGUGGCUGGACAAGGCCCUCUACUGCUCACCAUCUCUGGCGCAAAUGGGAGCUUCGAAAUUUGGCAAUCACUCACUCAGUUUCUGAAAGACUCUUUCACCGUGGUGUCAUACGACAGACGAGGCUUCUCUCGUAGUCUCCUCAGCGGAGCUCAAGACUACGAGCACAGGCUGGAUCGAGACGCGGACGAUGCGGCGGCACUGAUAAAGCACUUCUCUCCUGACCAGCCAGUCACCGUCCUGGGGAGUUCUUCUGGCGCCAUCGUCACUUUGCGACUGCUCCAACGACAUUCGGACAUCAUCAAAGUGGCUGUUGCUCACGAGCCACCGGCAGCGCAAUUCAACCCUGAUUACCCGGAGAUCAAGAAAAGUAUCGAGUCCAUUUAUGAUACCUACCGCCGCUCCGGUGUUCCUCCAGCCGCCGAGGAGUUCUGCGACUUCACCAUGCUUGGUGAGGAGAGAGCAGGCUUCCAACGAGCGUUUGAUCCACGGUCUGGACCUUACGUCUUCAGCAACGUCAACUACUGGUUUGAAAGGGAGUUCCGGUACCCGUUCACCGAGUUUACGCCUGAGAUGUUUGAGCCGCAUAAGUCGAAGUUGCUGCCAGUGAAUGCGCAAGAGACGAACAAGAAGGCUUUCCAUUUCAGGGCAAAUGAGAAUUUGACGAAGGCGUUGGGCCUGCCUCUGCCGUUGUUCACGGGCGGGCAUAUCGGGUAUGCAUCGCAUCCUGAGCAAUUCUCGAAAGAUUUCUUAGCGGCGUUGAAGGAGAAGCAGAGCGCUUGA